This is a messenger RNA of Gambusia affinis (western mosquitofish), 1708 nucleotides long. RefSeq names its product tripartite motif-containing protein 16-like. The record is from RefSeq and is a predicted model, not a curated record. Gene Ontology annotation, molecular function: protein binding; zinc ion binding. Bases 23 to 1708 code for a protein of 561 amino acids. The transcript has a single exon. Lineage: Eukaryota; Metazoa; Chordata; Actinopteri; Cyprinodontiformes; Poeciliidae.
GUCAGUAUUGCUGAGAAGUGAAAUGGCUCAGAGAGGAAAUCAGAUGGAUUCAGGAAAAUACUCCUGUUCCAUCUGUUUGGAUCUACUGAAGGAUCCGGUGACUAUUCCCUGUGGACACAGCUACUGCAUGAACUGCAUUAAAGACCACUGGGAUGGAGAAGAUCAGAGAAUCCACAGCUGCCCUCAGUGCAGGAAAGAGUUCAUACCAAGGCCCAAACUGGAGAAAAACAUCAUGUUAGCUGAAUUGGUGGAGGAUCUGGAGAAAACUGGACUCCAAGCUGCUACAGCUGAUCACUGCUAUGCUGGACAUGAAGAUGUGACCUGCAGUGUCUGCCCCGGGAGGAAGCUGAAAGCUGUCAAGUCCUGUCUGGUUUGUUUGGUUUCCUAUUGUGAGAAUCACCUUCAACCUCACGUUGACGUCCCUGGAUUAAAGAAACACAAGCUGGUGAAUCCCUCCAAGAAGCUUCAGCAGAACAUCUGCCCACAUCACGAGGAGGUGAUGAAGAUUUUCUGUCGUACUGAUCAGCAGUGUAUCUGUUAUCUCUGCACUAUGGAUGAACAUAAAAACCAUGAAACAGUCCCAGCUGCAGCAGAAAGAGCUGAGAAACAGAAGGAGCUCCAGGAGAGUCGACAACAAAUCCAUCAGAGAAUCCAGGACCAAGAGAAAGAUGUGAAGCUGCUUCAACAGGAGGUGGAGGCCAUCAAUGUCUCUGCUGAUAAAGCAGUGGAGGACAGUGAGAAGAUCUUCACUGAGCUGAUCCGUCUCCUCCAGGAAAGAAGCUCUGAUGUGAAGCAGCAGAUCAGAUCCCAGCAGGAAACUGAAGUGAGUCGAGUCAAAGAUGUUCAGGAGAAGCUGGAGCAGGAGAUCACUGAGCUGAAGAGGAAAGACGCUGAGCUGGAGCAGCUCUCACACACAGAGGAUCACACCCAGUUUCUCCUCAACUACCCCUCACUGCCAGCACUCAGUGAGUCUACACACUCAUCCAGCAUCAACAUCCGUCCUCUGAGACACUUUGAGGACGUGACAGCAGCUGUGUCAGAGCUCAGAGACAAACUAAAGGAUGUUCUGAGAGACCCAGGGACAAACAUCAAGCUGGCAGUCACUGGAGUGGAUGUUCUACUGUCAGAACCAGAACCAAAGACAAGGGAUGAAAUCCUAAAAUACUCAAAAAAAAUCACCCUGGAUACAAACACAGCUAACAGAUAUUUGGUAUUAACUGAGGGAAACAGAAAAGCGACAUUUGUGUCUUCAUGUCUGCCUUAUCCUGAUCAUCCAGACAGAUUCACUGGUUGGUCUCAGGUCUUGAGUAGAGAGAGUCUGACUGGACGUUGUUACUGGGAGGUGGAGAAGAGAGGAAUACAUGUUUAUAUAGCAGUAUCAUACAAGGACAUCAGAAGAGAAGGAUGGUCUGAUAAAUGUCAAUUUGGAUCAAAUUGCAAAUCUUGGUCAUUAUAUUGUGGCAGGAAAACUUAUAGAUUUUCUCACAACAACAUUAAAACUCCAGUAUCAGGUCCAGUUUCCUCCAGAAUAGGAGUGUAUCUGGAUCACAGAGCAGGUAUUCUGUGUUUCUACAGCGUCUCUGAAGCCAUGACUCUCCUCCACAGAGUCCAGACCACAUUCACUGAGCCUCUAUAUGCUGGGGUUUGGCUUGACCUCUCAUUUUUCUCUUUGUCAGAAUGUUCUUCUGAGUUUAUUAAGCUGAAGUAG